CGGUGCGCGUCAGCUGUGUGUCCGUGGAGCUCCAGUCCGCUCCAGUCCGCCCUCGACGUACCGCGUGCCGCUCAGUCGCGAGUCCUCUCCACCGCGAGUGCCGCAGCCCGAUGGACUGGCGCGAUUCCCUGCGAUCGGAUAACCAAGCCGGCCCCAUGUCGAGCGCCCACCUGCAGCCCCUGGAGGCAACGACCGCGUUUCGGGGCGAGGCGGACCCUCCAGCGGCCAUGGCGCCCGGCGUCGCCGCCAAGGCCGAGAAGGCCUCCGAGCAGCCGCCCUCCACCAGCAGCCUGUCCGUGUCCACCGCGACACCGCUGGCCUCCUCCACGCCCUUGGACGCCGCCGCCAGCAACAAGCCCACCGUCAAGAUGGAGGGCUACCUGGAGAAGAAGGGCAAGAUGCGCGUGGUGGCCAUGUGGAAGAGGUACUGGUUCGUGCUGGAGGGGCGGCUGCUGCUGUACUACAAGUCGCAGCAGGAGUACGCGCGCCUGUCGCCGUGUCGCGGCUCCCUCAACAUGGGCCUGGCCUCGUGCGUGCGGCCCGGCGCCGGCCCCGACCACCACGUGCUGGAGGUGGUGCUGCGCUCGCACGUCGUGUCCUUGCGGGCGAAGGAGCGGUCCAGUCAAGAGCAGUGGCUCAAAGCCCUGCUGGACUCCAUGGCGACGGCGUCCACCACCACCGCGCCGGGGAAGCCCGCCAAGGAGGCCGGAAAAGGGCCUCUGCACUUCCGGUAUCCCUCUGCGGACAACCUCAGCAAGGCCGAAUCGCCUCUUUGUGAUGAUGGGGACGCUGGCACUCAGAGAGAGAAGCACCGCACCCUGCCCAACUGGAGGGGUCGAACUCCCUCCUCGGAGCCUCACAAGAUGCCAGGGUCAGAAGUUCACGAAACUCCAGAAGAUUCUGGGAGGUUCCUCGCGGAGUUGGACAUUGUUCCCCGAAAGGUGCUGGCCGGCAAGGGGGCUCACGCUAAGCUAGCCCGCCAGGGCUCUAUCCUCCCCAUUCUUGGCAAGCAAGAGAACCCCUCUCACCCGGGCUCGCCACGAGCUCUACAUGGGCAGGAUCCAUCUCCGUUUGGAAAUCAGCGAUACUCGUUUCAUGGUUUCCGCAAAGCUGAGAAUGCCACACCAAAUGGAUCUAGUGUGUUGCAAAUGGCAAGUGGUAAGGGAAGACAAGAGAUGGCGAACAAACCGAAAGGAUUCAAGAACUUUGAAAGUGUCUUGAAAAAGCAGUUGAGUUUUUCAAGCCCCUCAAGUGAGAAGGAUUCCCUUCACAACAAAAAUGACAUCAAAAGCACGCAGAUAUUGGAAGAGAAUUUAAAGACCUCUAAUGGCAGUGCUGAUGAAAAAUUAAGUUGUAAAUUUUGUCACAGGAACUUGAGAUCUGAGGGUGAAAAAUGUUACUGUCUAAAAGUGAGCACUCCAUUGCUUGAAGAGGACAAGGAAAAUGUGCUGAAGUGGAAACCAGAUCAAGAUACUCCAAAAUUUCACUCUGAUGAAAAUCAAAACCAAUUGUUUAAGGACACUUCAUUUGAGCAAAGGAAGGCAAGUUCUGGAAGAAAAUACUCUGGGUCAGAAAGAGAUCUUCUCCUUACUCCUGGAGUGGAUCUGAGUUUUCAAACUCCGGACGGACACGAGUUUGCAAGGCCAGUACGAUGCACUUCGGCAGAUGAGCUGUGGUCUCCUCCAAAGAAGAGUUUCAAAGACAUUCAUAUAAAACACAGCAAGUUUAAUCAAAUGGGUCCAGAUGCUCAGUACUUCUCAGUUACUGAUAUUGAUAAUGCCUCUCAUACUUUGGAGUCUCGUAGGUCUGAGCCUGUUGGCAUUGAAAAGAACAAAUUGGCCAAAAUGUCACUUUGCCAACGGCUCAUUCAUGGAAAUGGAGAAUACAUCAAAUAUUCAGAACCAGAAGAUUGUGAUAAAAGAGACUCCACAUUAAACACAACUAUUGAUUCACAUGCUCAGGAUGUAAAAGCUAAAAGCAAACUUCGCCUGAGGAAGCGAAAGGGUUCAACUGCCAAAGAUAGUUACAGCCUGGCUGAUAAUUUUGAAAGUAGCAACAAAAAGAGAGUGCCAGUGCGCAGUCGUCUAAGUUUUUUGACGAGAGUCUUGUCACAUGUACGGCGUACCAAAUCUGAAGACGUGAUGGAUCAUCCAGAAACAGAGGGAUUAUUUUCGGAUGAUGCAUUUUUGUCUCCACAUCCUGACCUGCAGUCAAAAUGCAGAACUCCUGUCUCGCGCAUGCUUGAAGAUAUGAAGAAAAUGGAAAGUGGACCAAACUUUCAACUUGGUCCAUCAAAUCCUGUGUUUGGUGAAGCACCUGAGGAGCCACCCCCUGAUUAUGACUCUGUUGGCGUGGAGCCAGUAGCCGGGGCAGGUGACAGCUCCAAUGAUGAACCACCACAACUUCCUCCUAGAAGAAUGAAGAGGCCUCGAUCUCCAUGGCAUGAUGUGCCAACCAACAACUCUCCUGUUAUAGAUCUGGACAACGAUGCUAGGCAAAGGCUGCUCUCUGCAGCCAAGUACGGAAGAGUGAUUGGGACUAGAACUUCACACAGCAUGGAUUUCUAUGACUGGAGUGACCCUCAUCCAAGCGAUCACUCUCAGCAUCAUGCAUAUGAAGUUGUUUCUGAUGACACUUCACCUGCCGGCUCUAAUGAGCAUUUAGCCAUAUACCUUAGCUCCGAGUCCAGUGAUGAGGAAUUUCAUGAAGAUGUGGUGUUACGAAGAAAUAUUCGGGAUGGAGAAUUUUUGUUUGGUAUCCAAGACCAGCCAAAUCCAUUUGGAAAUAUUACAAGUCCAUCUGCAAUGGAGCCUCUCACAAUUAGCACAGAUAUGUUACCAAUGCUGGAUGAAUCCGGAAGAGUGGGUCUUUCGCAUGUAGAGGCCAUGAAAUUAAAUCUGUUGAUGCAGGCACAGAGAACAUCUACAGACUUAGUUAAGAAACAACAGGAAAAACGAGACAGGCAGAAGAGCUCUAGCAUUGUAACUGAGGAUAUUGUUCAAGCAGACCGUUUUCAGUUUGCUGCAGAAUGCUUGCAAAAACCCCCAGAAGAAUUUGCUGACAAAGAUGAAUUAGCAUUAAAUGAAGUAAUUGAAUCGUCAGAGAAAGCUGUGGCUGAGGUGCAAUGUCUUCUCUCUCCCACUAAAGAAACUUUGAAUACUGUAAGUAAUUCAUUAGAGUGUGAUGACAGAGGUGGCACUGAAAGCCAGGACAGUGUGCUCACAACAGAGCUGCCUCCAUCACUUCCUACCAAGAAAGUCAAAGGGCUCGCUGCAUCAUGCAGUGAGGGUGGUGCAAACCGGCAUUCAGAUGAGUUGAAUGAUUUACUUGCUCAACUGGCUGGCAUGACAACAGCACCACUUCUUCCAGUUGGAGCGACUUGUAGUCUACAGGUUGGAUCAAGGGGUCCGGAUGGUGAGAGUGCAUCCAGCACCACAGCUCAUAAACAGAGUCUAUCUUUGGAAGUGGUUGGUAACAUGUACGACUCUGAACCAGAUUAUGAUAUUCCAAGACCUCAUGCUUCGUUACUUCAAAUUCUUCCUCAGAGUGGCAGGCCUUUUCCCGAGGCCACAGAUGAAGGGAUGAAAGCCACCCAUUUCUUUUCUAGGCCUGAGUCACCAAGGCAGAGCAUCUUGGGAGACCAAAGCUGUAGCGGUCACAUGUCACCAGAUUCCCUCGACUUCCCUUUCAUGCCAACAAGACACUCAUUGAAUUGGGAUAUGAGUAAUGUGACCUUAGGACAUGUGCUGGACACACGAGAUCUUCCGAAACCUCGCAUUAAAAAGGAUAGAAGCAGAAGAGCAACAUUAAAUGGGCCCAUUACACAGCAGACGGUGGAAUGUGCCUUGAAUUUUAACAUUCCUCUUUUACGCCGUAACUCAAUGGAGCUGUCUUCAAAUGAAACUGAAACUAGUAACAACCAAAGAGAUCGCAGUGCAAAUGAGCUGAAACAAGUUAAAAGGCUUUCAGCUUAUGAAGCAGCUAUCUGUGAACACAGUUCUACCCUGCACAAAUCCUCAAGCCAACCAACUUGCAUUGGAAAGAUAUGCAAGAAAUUAGACGUGUCUUUAUCGUUGGAAGAUAUCAGUGAGAAAUCAGAGUUAAACUCAGAUUCGGUUGCAUCAGAUGCUAUUACCAAUGUUAGAUCACUACCAAAAUUGGAUGAGGUAGACAUGGACUCAUUAGAGGCCUCAGAAUUCAAGAAGUCAGAAGUACUUGAAGGAGGGGCAAAGACAUUAGUAUCUAUAGUUGAGGAGUCUGAUGUUUUAUCUGAUAAGAGUGAAGAUGACCCAUCUACUGGUUCUGCAUCAGAAGGUGCAGUUAUGUUGGGAAAUUCUAACAACUCAGCAACGGACCAACUCACUACUCAGAACACUGAUAGUGACUUGGAAAUGUUAUCAGAAGAUGAAUCUGAAUUUGCCAACAACCAGAAAGGGCAUCAUGAAAGACCAGGUAAACUAAUAGAACCAGACAGUCUUUUGUCAGAAACUAUUUUGUUGAAAAAAUUAGAUAUUGAAUCAAGUACAUUAGAAUGCGAGAGUACAAAAGACACAUCACUAGAAAUUGAUUCAUUGGAACUCAAAAAAUGAUUUUGUCAUAUCAAUUUUACUGUAAUUUUAUCUGAAUAGUCUGCUUUUAUUGUUUAACAUGUUUUUUUUUCUUAUAAUAUUUUAUUACAUGUUUCAGUGUUCAAAGUAAGAAUUAUUUUAUUGAAAUAAAAUUUUAUUAGUUAAUUAGUUAA
Thrips palmi is the source of this 4741-nucleotide messenger RNA. RefSeq lists its product as uncharacterized. NCBI's taxonomy places the organism in Eukaryota, Metazoa, Arthropoda, Insecta, Thysanoptera, Thripidae. The record is from RefSeq and is a predicted model, not a curated record. The transcript is spliced from 9 exons. Bases 111 to 4589 code for a protein of 1492 amino acids.